CCUUCAACCACUGCGGACUUCCCCGGGGAUGAGCAUCCGCAUUAGUACAGUUAUUCGUAUAUAUAGAAAGAAAUAUUACUGACUUUCCAUACAUUUAAAUAAAGAAAGAUGACUAAAAAUAUCGAAUAAACUUUCUCAUAAAUCUAAUAGUUUAAUAAAUAUAGUGCUUAUAAUAAUAAUACCAUAAAGCAAUGAAAGUGUUUGAGCUCGGCUGAUAAUACAGAUAGCAAGCAUGAUGUCUCAGCACUUGACCAGCAUGUUCGAACAACUCGGAAACUUUACGAAAAACAAUUUGACGCCGAGCAACAAGUCAGUGAAGGAGAAAGAGAAGGCAAAUAUGAACCAUGUCAAUCAACAGACCUCUCCUUCACCCAAAGUGCAGCCGUUGCUUUUGAAGAAACCCUGUAAGCUGCGUAAUGUGUCAUCUAAGGCUGAAUCUUAUGACACGCUCUACGGUAACAGCACAAUGCCGACGCUGUGUAACGAGCAAACAUGCAUGGGCAGUCUGAUGGCCAUACCUGGUCGUGGAGAUAUCCCCAGGUUACCUGAUGAAGUCCUCAACGACGCUAAAGACUUUCUUGGACAAUAUUUUGCGUCUAUACGACGUGCCAAUACACCAGCUCACGAAGCACGUUGGAGAGUUGUACAGGAGGAAGUUGCCAAGACAGGGACCUAUCAGCUAACGACUACUGAACUUGUGUUCGGAGCUAAACUAGCGUGGAGGAACGCCAGUCGAUGCAUCGGGAGAAUACAGUGGUCUAAGUUACAGGUUUUCGACUGCAGACAAGUAACAACUACAAGCGGUAUGUUUGAAGCUCUUUGUAACCACAUCAAGUACAGCACAAACAAGGGAAAUAUAAGGUCUGCGAUAACGGUGUUCCCGCAGCGCACAGACGGGAAGCACGACUACAGAAUAUGGAACAGUCAGCUGAUCAGCUAUGCUGGAUACAGGCAGCCAGAUGGGACCGUGUUGGGAGAUCCUAUGCAUUGCGAAUUUACCGAGCUUUGCCUCAAACUGGGUUGGAAGCCAACGCGUACGGCCUGGGACAUACUGCCAUUGGUUCUGUCGGCGAACGGCAAGGACCCAGACUAUUUUGAAAUACCUCGCGACCUGGUUAUGGAAAUUCACAUGACACAUCCCACAUGCGAGUGGUUCGAAGAGCUCCAGUUACGUUGGUACGCCCUGCCCGCUGUCUCCAGCAUGCGCUUCGACUGUGGCGGAAUAGAGUUCACGGCCAACGCCUUCAACGGAUGGUACAUGAGUACUGAGAUCGGAUGUAGGAACUUCUGUGACGUCAACAGAUUAAAUAUGUUAGAGAAAGUAGCUGAAAAAAUGGGUUUGGAUACGAGAACACCAGUGAACCUCUGGAAGGACAAGGCUUUAGUGGAAGUAAACGUGGCCGUCCUGCACAGCUUCCAGCAGCAGAACGCUACCAUCGUGGAUCACCACACAGCAUCUGAGAGCUUCAUCAAACAUUUGGAUAAUGAGAAUAGAUUACGAUCGGGAUGUCCAGCGGACUGGAUAUGGAUCGUGCCGCCGAUGUCGUCAUCAAUCACGCCCGUGUUUCAUCAAGAGAUGGCGCUCUACUAUCUGCGCCCGUCGUAUGAAUAUCAGGAACCGGCGUGGAAAACGCAUCAAUGGCAAAAGUCAAAGCCGAUAUCAGGCAAACGACCUAUCAAUAGGAAGUUCCACUUCAAGCAGAUUGCUCGCGCUGUCAAGUUCACAUCGAAACUCUUCGGUAGAGCCCUCUCUAAGAGGAUUAAGGCCACCGUCUUGUACGCCACCGAGACUGGAAAAUCUGAACAGUAUGCAAAAGAAUUGGGAGUUAUAUUUGGACACGCAUUUAACGCUCAAGUACAUUGUAUGGUAGACUACGACAUUACUAGUAUUGAACACGAGGCGCUGCUAUUGGUUGUAACAUCUACAUUUGGAAAUGGAGAUCCGCCAGAAAAUGGUGUUGCUUUUGCAGAGCAUCUAUGUGAACUUUUGUAUGCGGAUCAAGUUGAUAUUGAGAGUUCUGGUGGCAACAGUACUAGCCAAUUGCUGACACCAAAAACAUUCAUUAGAGCGAACAGUCAAAUUGAGUUUCAAAGGUAUGCGGUGACUAACCCAAAACAAUUAAGCCGACUGGAAUCUUUAAAAGGCAGUGCUACAGACACUACCUCCAUUGAUAGUUUUGGUCCACUGAGUAACGUACGCUUUGCCGUGUUUGCUCUGGGGUCAAGCGCAUAUCCAAACUUCUGUAACUUCGGCAAGUAUGUGGAUAAAUUACUUGGAGACCUCGGUGGCGAGCGCAUCCAUGAGCUAUCGACGGGUGACGAAAUGUGCGGCCAAGAUCAAGCGUUUAGGAAGUGGGCUUCCGGUGUUUUUAAUGUUGCCUGUGAGACGUUCUGCUUGGAUGACGAUGAAACUUUACAAGAAGCAAAAAGGGCUCUAGGAACUGUAACACUUAGUGAAGAGACUGUAAGAUUUGCAUAUCCAGAAAUUAAGCCUCCUACACUACUUAAUGGCUUACAAUCGGCCUUAAACAGGCAGUUAAUAGCUUGCACUGUAAGAGCUAAUAAAGACUUAGGAGAUACUACAGCUGAAAGAUCAACUAUCUUCAUAGACUUGGAACCAAAGAACCAGGUCAAAUAUGACCCAGGAGAUCAUGUUGGCAUAAUAGCAUGUAACAGAAGGGAUCUUGUAGAUAAUUUACUAGGUAGAUUAAAAGAUAUCGAGGAUUUUGAUACGCCAGUACAACUACAUAUGAUGAAAGAAACGCACACAUCCAGUGGACCAGUGAAGUCAUGGGAACCACACGAGAAACUACCAGCUGUCAGCAUUCGCGAUUUGUUUACAAGAUUCUUGGAUAUAUCAACACCGCCAACUACUAUACUGUUGCAAUAUUUGGCUAAAACUUGCAGCAAUGACGAGGAACGAAAACAACUCAAUAUAUUGGCAACGGACCCGUCAGCUUACGAAGAUUGGCGUCACUACUACUUCCCGACACUAUCAGAAGUAUUAGAUCAGUUUCCAUCAGCGAAGCCAAGUGCCUCGUUACUUGCAGCCUUGCUGUCUCCUCUUCAGCCAAGAUUCUAUUCUAUAUCAUCUUCACCAUUAGCACAUGCAAAGCGUUUGCAUCUAACUGUUGCUGUUGUUUCUUACAGAACUCAAGAUGGUGAAGGUCCGGUACACUAUGGUGUUUGUUCAAAUUAUCUCAUGGACCGUAAACCUGGUGACGAGGUUUAUCUCUUCAUUCGAAGUGCUCCAAACUUUCAUUUGCCACAGGAUCUCUCAGUCCCAUUGAUACUGAUAGGCCCCGGCACAGGCAUAGCCCCAUUCAGAGGAUUUUGGCAUCAUCGUAGGGCACUGCUUAACUCUCGAACUCGUCACAAUGCUGGCCCAGUCUGGUUAUUCUUCGGCUGUCGUACUAGAACCAUGGACUUGUACAGAGAGGAGAAACAACAAGCUCUGAAAGAUGGAGUACUCUCUAAAGUAUUCCUAGCUUUAUCAAGAGAGAAAGAUGUACCAAAGAUGUACGUGCAAGAAUUGGCUGAGAAGGAAGGGGCAGAAAUACACGAUUUACUUAUAAAUCGUGGAGCUCAUUUCUUCGUUUGUGGUGAUUGUAAAAUGGCUGAGGAUGUGCAGCAGAAGCUCAAGGGGAUUAUAAAGAAACACGGAAAUAUGACUGACGAACAAGUGCAGAGUUUCAUGUUUAAAUUAAAGGAGGAGAACCGCUAUCAUGAAGAUAUAUUUGGAAUAACCCUUCGCACCGCUGAGGUUCAUAGCGCUUCACGUGAAUCUGCAAGAAGAAAUCGUAUCGCAACACAACCCUGACGGCGGUCUUCACGACUGCUUUCAACUGUUUAUAAAGACAAUUACCUUAAUUCCGUUCAACUUGGAAGACAUCUUGAAUAACUUGAUUCUAAUCUAUCAAUUGAUUCAAAUAAAAAAGGAUAAACAAGUGAAAUUUUACGUGAAGUUUGGCGACCGUUAGUGUUUUUCUCGUAAUAUAUUUAAGAAAUAUAAUAUUAAACUUGAAAAGAUAAAAUUCAUGUUCAACGACUUUAACGUAGAUUAUAUCUCUUCAUUUCUCUAUUGAGUAACUUUCCUGCUUUCCAGAAUAUUAUAGUACUUGUAUAAGGAAUUCGAAGCUCCAGAAAACUCAUUAAAAUAAAACCUGUGCCAAUAACUUAAAUAUUAUCAAUAAUAUUUCAUGCCUAUGUGUCAUAAGAUAUUUUCGUUAUGAUAAUUUUACAAUACUAGAUAAUAUUAAAAGUAUUAAAUGGAAAACGGAAAUUCAAAUAAAUGGUGACGAAUUCAAUCUGGUAUUUCAAUCAAUAAUAAAUAUCUAAAAGUUUGUUGAACCACCUGUUGCUAAUAUACAACCACUCAUCUUGAAUAAUAAUCAAGACCAAAUGUUGUAUAUAUUCUCACAUAUUCUCAAUGUGAGAGUAUAUACGAUCGCAAUUAAUAAGUAUGAGUGUAUAUUAGUUAUAAUUAUAAAACUUGACUUGACUAAGAAAAACUUUUCGUGUUACGUAUCUAUUCUUCAAUCCUGUAACUACGAGUAACUAUUAUAUGCGUGACAUUCUAUUAAACAUUUCAAGAGUUUGACUUAGAAAAAAUAUUAUAACAUAGUAAAAAUGUCUUUCAUGUUUCAUUAAUCGUAUUGUAAAUAUUGCAUUAUUGCAUUCAAUUCACUUCAAUCUUUUUAUGUAAUAGUAAAUUUAAAUUCAGAUAUUAUCAAAAUUAAUAUUACGUAAACACAGAUUUGAAUUUAAUGUAUUUUGUGCUCUAUAGAAUAGUUAAUUAGCUUAGUAUUAUGAUGCUUAACUAUUGUGAAAUUUUUAAAAUAUUAAUGUACAAUCCAUUUACUUGUAUUUACUUCUAAAUUGCUUCGCUCUUGUGAUGUCAUUGUUUAAAAUAAGUUCUCACCAUUCCGUAUUUUUAUUGUAAAUAUAUCAUAUACUCUAUUGCUUAUUUUACGCAAUACUUUUGUAAUAUUCGAUUUAUUUUAUAGUUUUAACAUAAUUGAGUCAUAAAUUUUAGGAGUUUAGAUCAAAAAUUUUAGACAUCGUUUUAUUACUAAUGAUUUUUAUUAUUGAAUUGAUUAUUAGAUUGAAAACUUUACUAUUAAAAGGAGAAUAUUAUCUUUGUGAUUCUUUAAACUAGUCGUAAGAAAUGUAUUCAUAUUUCUAUUAUGAUAGCGUAAUUCAUAUUAAUAAAAAGCUAAAAUUUAACUAUAUUUUCAAAGAUAUAUAAAAUUUAACAAAUAAUUCAAGUUUUAAAUCAUAUCUCUACAUUUUGAAUGGCACUUUUGGGAUUAUUAUUACCUAUAAGAAGUCAUAUCAAAUAUAUUCGCACUAUUUCAGCUAUUAAGGUUGUACCAAGUAAAGCUAAAUUCAAUUACUACAAAGUAUUUGUCUGUUUAAAUGAAAAUAAAGUUCCUUCAUGAUUA
Molecule: messenger RNA, 5444 nt
Organism: Leptidea sinapis
Lineage: Eukaryota; Metazoa; Arthropoda; Insecta; Lepidoptera; Pieridae
Gene: Nos
Product: nitric oxide synthase-like protein
Exons: 23
Coding region: 233-3820 (1195 amino acids)
Biological process (GO): nitric oxide biosynthetic process
Molecular function (GO): heme binding; nitric-oxide synthase activity; calmodulin binding
Source: RefSeq, a predicted model, not a curated record